UUUUGGAACGCACCCCUGAACCAUGUGUCACGUUUCCAUAGUCACGUCACAUCGCCUCCACCAUGUUGUAGGAAAUCCACCGCUGCUCCUCACUCACUGUCAGAUUAGAGUUUAAUCCGAGGGGGAGGAUACACUGUCAAGACGCUGUCUGCAUCUUGGAAGGACUCUCGGUGUCUAUGCAUACAAAGUAACCGCGACUUUGCGUGAGACUGUAAUUUUUUUCUACAAUAAACGGCCUGCACGUAGAAGAUGAAACACCAGUCUUCCGCUGCUGUCUUUGCCUAUCCGCCGAUUUACCAAUACGUUAAGAUGUUAGCUGGCUAACUAGCUGAAAAAGAGUAACUAAAUCGGAUUAGCUGCUAACGGCAGCCUCCCUCUACGUAAUAUCCAGGUAUUAUUUGCUGUAUUUGACAACUAUUAGCAAGCGGUCGCCUUUGUCCAUUUGUCAUUAUUUAAUACAUUUCUUUAUUCUUUGUCAACAUUACCACUUUGUGCUGUCAUUAUUCGCUAGCAUUAAUGUUUCUGCGAGCUAGCUAGGUUAUUAGCCAGCCGAAACACAAGAAGAGCUGAAGCUCUUUCGCUAGCUAAUCUACUGUUUGUUGGGAAGAGCAAAUAUUAGUGCCUCCGACCACAACCGAAAGUCAAGACGGAGCUGACGGCCAGGCUGAUGUGCUAGCUUGUCUUCGGGCCAGCUGGCGAGAGAGCUGUACAAGAUUUUAUCCCCCGAAAUUAGCCUUCAGACGAAUCAAAAAUGUCAGGAAAGGAUAAAGACAAAGACAAACAGGAGAAACAGUCCACAACGGAGCGGCUGAUAAAAGCUGUGCCAUACCCUCCACAACAUAAGCUAACUGUGAAGGAGCUAUUUGAAGAUGGCAAGCCCAAUGCUGAGCUGCUCCGCAACCACCUCGUCAAAGAGGGCAGGGUGGAAGAGGACGUUGCUCUAAGGAUCAUCAACGAUGGGGCCAACAUCCUCCGCCAAGAGAAGUGCAUGCUGGAAGUGGAGGCACCCAUAACAGUAUGUGGUGAUGUCCAUGGACAAUUCUUUGACCUUAUGAAGUUGUUUGAAGUGGGGGGAUCACCCAGUAACACACGCUAUCUCUUCCUCGGUGACUAUGUAGAUCGAGGAUACUUCAGUAUUGAGUGUGUUCUCUACCUCUGGUCGCUCAAGAUCAACCACCCCACCACACUCUUCCUCCUGCGUGGGAACCACGAGUGCCGACACCUCACAGAGUACUUCACCUUCAAACAGGAAUGUAAAAUUAAAUACUCUGAACGGGUGUAUGACGCCUGUAUGGAGGCCUUUGACUGCCUGCCCCUUGCUGCCCUGCUCAACCAACAGUUCCUAUGUGUACACGGCGGUCUUUCACCAGAAAUCAACUGCCUAGACGACAUAAGGAAAUUAGACAGGUUUAAAGAGCCUCCAGCGUUCGGGCCGAUGUGUGACCUGAUUUGGGCUGACCCUGGUGAGGACUAUGGCAGCGAAAAGACAACAGAACACUUCAACCAUAACUCCGUCAGAGGCUGUUCUUACUUUUUCAGUUACUCAGCAGUCUGUGACUUUUUGGUAAACAAUAAUCUGCUGUCAGUAAUAAGAGCUCAUGAAGCACAGGAUGCCGGGUAUCGGAUGUACCGAAAAAGCCAGACCACAGGCUUCCCUUCAUUAAUCACAAUCUUUUCAGCUCCAAAUUACCUAGACGUCUACAACAACAAAGCUGCUGUAUUAAAAUAUGAGAACAACGUGAUGAAUAUCCGACAAUUCAACUGCUCCCCCCACCCUUACUGGUUGCCCAACUUUAUGGAUGUCUUCACGUGGUCUUUGCCUUUUGUUGGAGAGAAAGUGACGGAGAUGCUGGUGAAUGUACUGAACAUUUGCUCUGACGAUGAGCUCAUGUCGGAGGGAGAUGACCUAUACGAAGGUGGAACCUCUGCGAUGCGUAAGGAGGUCAUCCGGAACAAGAUUCGCGCUGUGGGGAAAAUGGCCCGAGUCUUCUCAGUCCUCAGGGAGGAAAGCGAGAAUGUGUUAACACUCAAAGGCCUCACCCCAACUGGAACUCUUCCUCUGGGAGUUUUGUCAGGGGGAAAGCAGACCUUACAGACCGCUACGAUUGAGGCAGCUAAAGCAAAAGCCAUUCAAGGCUUCUCUCCCACGAGGAAGAUUCGUAACUUCGAGGAGGCACGUGGCCUGGACAGGAUAAACGAGAGGAUGCCACCGCGCAAAGACGGCCAGCAGCCAGAUGGCACCACGAUCAACACCAACACCCCCAACAAGAAUGGCACCGAUGGAUAGGCAACAGAAACACCACCUUCCCAUCUUCACACAACCCACACCCCCUGACUCAUAGCCCCCAACCACUCUCUGUCUCUCUUUCUCUCUUUUUCUGUCUCUCUCAGUCUGUCUCCUCUACUGAAACUGUCUGUCCUUCUUCAGCCCGCUCACAGUCGGGCGGGGAAAGGAAGCGGACACAUCAGUAGAUCAAAAAAAAAGGGAGGCCACGGGGCUGGGAAAAACUCCCAGCCACUGAAAAAAGACAAACAUAUGAUGUGUUAUCGGGGGGGAAAAUAUUUAGUGAAGAUGAAAUAUAUUAGAUAUAUUGUUUAAUAGCAACAAAUCAUUUGAUGAAGACAUUUUGCAGUUGUUCAAAUGUAUACCGUACACUGAAGUCCUAACUUAUACAUGUUAAAGUUAUAAAAAGGAGAAUUUUUUAAAAAUUUGAGUUAAUACAAAUAGAUAAAGCCUUUGUUAUCAAGGAGUUUUAGUCACUUUGUUUUUUUAUUCUCCAUGUGUUUGGUAAGGAAAA
This is a messenger RNA of Epinephelus moara (kelp grouper), 2798 nucleotides long. RefSeq names its product protein phosphatase 3, catalytic subunit, gamma isozyme, a (gene ppp3cca). Bases 752 to 2287 code for a protein of 511 amino acids. Gene Ontology annotation, cellular component: calcineurin complex; cytoplasm. Gene Ontology annotation, biological process: calcineurin-mediated signaling. NCBI's taxonomy places the organism in Eukaryota, Metazoa, Chordata, Actinopteri, Perciformes, Serranidae. Gene Ontology annotation, molecular function: calmodulin-dependent protein phosphatase activity; calmodulin binding. The record is from RefSeq and is a predicted model, not a curated record. The transcript is spliced from 14 exons.